This is a messenger RNA of Gracilinanus agilis (Agile Gracile Mouse Opossum), 975 nucleotides long. Its product is annotated as olfactory receptor 1I1. The transcript has a single exon. Gene Ontology annotation, cellular component: membrane. Gene Ontology annotation, biological process: G protein-coupled receptor signaling pathway. Gene Ontology annotation, molecular function: G protein-coupled receptor activity; olfactory receptor activity. The coding region runs from base 40 to 975 and encodes 311 amino acids. The record is from RefSeq and is a predicted model, not a curated record. NCBI's taxonomy places the organism in Eukaryota, Metazoa, Chordata, Mammalia, Didelphimorphia, Didelphidae.
UCCAUUUUGUGUAGUCUUCUUGGCAGACACAACAGCUACAUGGGACAAGAUAACCAUACAAGUGUAUCAGAAUUCCUCCUUCUGGGACUUUCAGAGAAACCAGAGCAACAGCUGCUCCUCUUUGGGAUCUUCUUGACCAUGUACAUGGUCACCAUGAUUGGGAACUUGCUCAUCAUUCUGGCCAUCUAUUCUGACUCCCACCUCCAUACCCCUAUGUACUUCUUCCUCUCCAACCUGUCCUUCGUGGAUCUCUGUCAGGUAUCUACCACAAUGCCUAAGAUGUUGAUAAACAUCCUGACACACAACAAGGCCAUCCCCUAUGCUGGCUGCCUCAUUCAAAUGUAUUCUUUUCAUUUGUUUGGAACCAUGGAUAGUUUUCUCCUUGCUGUGAUGGCCUAUGACCGUUUUGUAGCCAUCUGUCACCCACUACGCUAUGCAACCAUCAUGAGUCCUCGGCUCUGUGUCCUGCUUGUGGGAGGACCCUGGGGUAUCACCAAUCUCCAGUCAGUGGUACACACCUCCCUAAUGGCCAAGUUGACCUUUUGUGCAAACAACAAAAUCCCCCAUUUCUUCUGUGACCUCAUGCCCCUGCUGAAGCUCUCCUGCUCUGACACCCACAUCAACGAGCUGGUGAUUUUAGUCUUUGGCGUCUUCAUGGGCAUAAGUCCCCUGGUAUGCAUUCUUCUCUCCUAUAUCUGCAUUUUCUGUGCUGUCCUUCGGGUUCCCUCUGCCGAGGGGAAACGGAAAGCCUUCUCCACCUGUGGCUCUCACCUCACUGUGGUCUUACUCUUUUAUGGAACCAUUUUUGCUGUGUAUCUGCAGCCCUCAGGUCCCACCUCUCCACAAAAAGACAAGGCAGCUGCUGUGAUGUGUGCAGUAGUCAUACCCAUGCUGAAUCCCUUUAUCUACAGCCUGAGAAAUAGGGAUAUGAAGGGUGCUUUAAGGAAACUCAUAAGCAGAAAACCCUCACAGUAA